This is a messenger RNA of Exophiala aquamarina CBS 119918, 666 nucleotides long. RefSeq lists its product as uncharacterized. Bases 1 to 666 code for a protein of 221 amino acids. The record is from RefSeq and is a predicted model, not a curated record. Gene Ontology annotation, biological process: response to heat; response to hydrogen peroxide; protein complex oligomerization. The transcript has a single exon. NCBI's taxonomy places the organism in Eukaryota, Fungi, Ascomycota, Eurotiomycetes, Chaetothyriales, Herpotrichiellaceae.
AUGUCUUUUCUCUUCCCCAGAAUCGCCUACGCUCCCGUACCAUGCUCUCCCGCUCGCCACGAGGUUGCACCGCUCUUUAGUCUACUUGACGAGACCUUCAACGAACUCCAGAGAGCAUCUCGCCAGGCACGGAAACCAUUCAAUCCCCGCUUCAAUGUCAACGAGACCAAGGAGGCAUACUCACUUGAGGGUGAACUCCCUGGCAUCGACCAGCAGAACCUCAGCAUCGAGUUCGUCGAUGAGCACACCUUGACCAUCAAGGGCCGCACCGAGUCGCACACGGAAUCUGGUCGCCGCCCUGAAGCGGUCGAAACCGAGAAGAAGGCAGCCGUCGAAGACACUCCCGUGUCCGAGACCAGCAGCGUCAAAUCUCACCAAGCUACUGUUGAAGACGAGGAACCAGCCAACGCAUCUGCCGUCACCGAUGGGAGUACCGAAGUGGCGGCAGCUACACCAACGGCAGAGCCAGCCAAGACGGAGACGCCAGCAACACCACAAAGUCACCGGUGGAUCUCAGAGCGCCAUGUCGGAGAAUUCACUCGAAGCUUCAGCUUCCCAGCUCGGGUGAACCAGGAUGCUGUCAAGGCAUCGUUGAAGAACGGCAUUCUCAGCAUCGUUGUGCCCAAGGCUCCUGUUGCCGAGAGCCGCCGCAUCAACAUUGAGUAA